Molecule: messenger RNA, 386 nt
Organism: Scutellospora calospora
Lineage: Eukaryota; Fungi; Glomeromycota; Glomeromycetes; Diversisporales; Gigasporaceae
Source: the annotation of a GenBank genome assembly
AAUAUAGUAAUUCAGAAUAUAGUAGUCCAGAACUUUUAAUAUAUGAAUUAGAGAAUAGUAAUGAGGAAAAUUUUAGUAAUGAAGAAAUAGAACUUACUGAAGAAGAAGCUAAACAAUUAAUAUAUGAAAAUAUAUUUCUUGAAAAAAUAAAAUACUUUGAAUCAUUAAUACCACAAUUUGUUAGUAAAAAUAUGGACAUAGCCAUUAAUCCUGAAAUAAAUGAAGAACAAAAAAUUCAUAUUUUUGUUACUUAUAAUGAGUAUACAUUCUAUGCUAAUGAUAGUUAUCCCUCUAUAUGGGCUCCCUUGACCUGUGGUUACUUUAUAAUUACCUCUACAGAAAUAAGUGAAUUAAAUUUGCUACUAACAUUUCUACAAGAAGCUUGA